Gopherus flavomarginatus (Mexican gopher tortoise) is the source of this 3865-nucleotide messenger RNA. RefSeq names its product caspase recruitment domain-containing protein 8-like. Gene Ontology annotation, cellular component: canonical inflammasome complex. NCBI's taxonomy places the organism in Eukaryota, Metazoa, Chordata, Testudines, Testudinidae. Gene Ontology annotation, molecular function: protein binding. The record is from RefSeq and is a predicted model, not a curated record. Gene Ontology annotation, biological process: regulation of apoptotic process. The transcript has 11 exons. Bases 370 to 1962 code for a protein of 530 amino acids.
GGGGAGCCCCCUGCUACCUGCAGGGUUCAUUGCGGGGAGGAGGAAUGUGUUUCCAAAAAAAGCCAUGAUUUGUUGGGAAAAAAGUGACUGAAAUGAGCCUCGUGCAGCGCGGCCUCAGAAACACCCAGCCGGGCUCCGAGUCCUGGGCUCCUGGCCAACUGCAGUUUCAGUUUCUCAGGAAGUGGCUGAGAGCUCUGAGCGGGGUGGGAGGAAGGGCAGGCCGGCCUAGGGCCUGGGAGCUGGGGCUCUGCUGGGGGCAGAGAAGAUCCCUAAAUCCGGAGGAAGGAGGCCGGUGGGGGGCUCUGAGGAAUCCACGGCCCGGGUCUCAGAGCACAAUCUGCACAGACAGCCCCGUGGGGCUCAGACAUUAUGGAGCACGGACCCACUGGGAGCUCUGCAGCCACUGGCGGGGCCCGGGGCACAAUCUUUAUUAGAGAGUUGACUGGCAGAGUGAGUGUCCUGGACGUGUGUUGGGAGGACACUGGGGUGGAUCUGAAGAGGAGGGUGAAACAAAAAAUUGGUCGCGACAGUGAUGUUGACGGGCUUAGACUGGUAUUCGCAGGCAAACAGCUGGAAGAUGCCAGGAGUCUGCGGCACCAAGGGCUGACCAAUCACUGCACUGUCCAUUUGGUUAAGCGAUUGCGUGGUGGUGGUGAUCCAAGCUUCCUUCCUCCAGACUUUCACUUUCCUGCUGUAACUGCACAAGGCACAGAGAAAGCCCAGCCACAUUCAUCAUCUCCAGACAAAGCAGAACCUGAGGAACAAACACGAGAAGCAAGAAAAGUAGUGGCUCCAUUUAGAUACUCUGCCAUGUUAAAGGGAAAAUGCAAGAGGUGUGUCGGAGAGAUCCUUCCAGAGGUAACGCCGGAGAUUGUUGCAGGCACAGAGGAGAACGGGACUGUCUACAGAGCUCGCAUCCCCAGCGCUGGCUCCUUCCACUGCUCCGAAACGGGGCUUGGCUUUGAGGUGAGCGCAGCAGUGACCAUCGAGUACGAAUACGGCUCCUGGGCGGAGAGUCUGAGCCCAUCUGCCAGGCAGGAGUGGAUGGUCGCUGGCCCCCUGUUCCACAUCAGGGCCGAGCCUGACACGGUGCGAGCCGUGCACCUCCCCCACUUCGUGUGCCUUGCAGAUGGAACAGAUGAAAGCUUGUGCCACAUUGCCCAUUUUGAAGCUGGCAGGAUGACCCUGGAGAGUCCAACUAGAAUUAAUAACUUCUUUGCUGUCCUGGAGAAUCCCAGCUUCUCCCAGCUCGGCGUGCUUUGGAGAAAGAUACGUUCAACCAUAAAAUUUAUUCCCAUCCAUUCCCUUGUGCUGAUAUUCCGGAUGCUCAGUGCUGCAGAUGUCACUCUCCACCUCUACCUGAUACCCAAUGACCACUCACUGAGGAAGGCCAUUGAAGAAGAAGAAAUGAAGUGGAAGUCAAAGCAUGUACCCAAGCCUCCUCAGACUGACCCUCUGUACUUUGGGUCUCGGUACCAGGUGUCCGGUCCAUCAGAUCUUGAGAUAACCCCGAUGCAACUGCACUUCUGCUAUCGGAGUCCAGGUGAGCAGCAGUCGUAUAUUGAGAUCUACACCAAGGAGCUGGAGAAGGAAAUCAGGCUCCAUGUGAAUGGUCAAGAUGAUGGCAGCUUGGUCUGGGAGGCCUUGGUGAGGCCAGGGGACGUUAGUCUUUCUGCUUUGUCCUCCCAAACGCUCACAGGUGCAGCCUUCGUGGUGAAGCACCGGAGGCAGCUCCGUGCUCGAAUGGGACAGAUCCAGCCUGUGCUGGUGCGCUUACGGGAGGCCCAGCUCCUUAGCAGUGAAGAAGAGGAAGAGGUGAGAAGUGAACGGACAAGUCGAAUGAGGAAUGACGCCUUACUGCAACUGGUUGAGCGCAAGGGAGCUCAGGCCCAAGAAGAACUCUACCAGACUCUCAGAGAGAUGGACCCUUACCUUGUACAGGACUUGGAGCAAUCCAGCUAGGGCCUGGAGAUCCUGCUACCUGCCACCUGUGCUCCUGGCUGUGCCAUCGCCAGGGACUAUGGAGCAAUAUGAUUUACGUCACAUGAGGAGCUUUUCAAGCCUUCUGACACAGCCACUGGGCUUGUGUCUCACCACUGUGUGCCACACUAGCAGUGUAAAGGAGCUGGAAAGCUGGCUGACCAUUCCAGAUGGAGAUUCCCCUGCACAGCUGACUCUCUGACGUCACUCACAACAGCCCCAGGGGCCCUCUGCAACCAGGCCCAAUCGAGAGUAGCCCUGACUCCUAGUCCAGAGCUUUCACCGGUAAAUCAUCUGUGAUAAAUGAAAGGGGUGGGGGGGUAGCUCCCUUUUAUGGACACCCAGCCAGCCAGUUAGCUCUAAAAUCCCUCUUAGUGCUUGUUCUCUAUUUGCUUUACCUGUAAAGGGUUAAAAAGUUUCCUUGCAUAGGCAAAAGGGAGGGAGUGAGCACCUGACUAAAAGAGCCAAUGGGAAGACUAGAGCUUUUUAAAAUGGGGAAAAACUUCCCUAUGUCUGUCUGUCUGUUGUUCUCCCAGAGAAGCAGAGAGUGGGCUGGAAAGAUCUGUAAGAAGCUUGGGGCCAGGUUUGAAAAUCAUCUGAGUCACCUAAAAACUACUCAUGUGAAACCCCAGUUAUGUAAAUAGAUCAGGAAUGUCUAGGAAGACAUGAUUAAGUUUAUCUUUGUUUAUUUCUUUAUGCCUUGUGGACUCCUCUGUGCUAACCCCAAAUGCUUUUGUUUUGCUUGUAACCUUUAAACUGGACCUCGAGAAGUUUAUUCUUGAUGCUUAAUUCUUGUAAGUGGGCUUUUAAAAUCUCGCACUACCCUGCAUUUUCAAAUGUAUUUUCUGACAUUUUAUUAAAAACAAAAAAUAUCUUGUUUAAGGACAGGACUAGAUUUUGUGUCCUAAGAGGUUUGUGCGCAUGUUGUUUAAUUAGCCGGUGGCAACAGCUGAUUUCCUUUGUUUUCUUUCUCAGCUCUUCUCCGGAGGGGAGUGAAAGGGCUUGAGGGUUCCCCACAGGGAGGAAUUCCCAAGUGCACCUUCCUGGAUUCUCAAAGGGGUUUUUGCACUUGGGUGGUGGCAGCAUCUACCCAUCCAAGAUCAGAGAGAAGCUGUAACCUUGGGAGUUUAAUACCAGCCUGGAGUGGCCAGUAUUAAUUUUUAGAAUCCUUGCAGACCCCCACCUUCUGCACUCGCAGUGCCAGAGUGGGGAAUCAGCCUUGACAUCGUGCGUCCUCCCUAACAAAGGCACUGACACCUGUAAGAACUCUUCAGCUGGCUCCCAGCAGCGCAAUGCCUUAACACAGGAAGUACCUCCUUCGCUGAUCUCCCACCCCAAACUGGUCUUUAGGGGCCUCGCUGAACUCUAACCCUUGUAUCCAGCACAGGGGAAUUCUAUAUUAGACCUCAUCUGGACAGAUAAAGAGGGACUGAUCACAGAACUAAAAAUUAAUAGUAACUUACAUACAAGUGAUCAUGACUUGAUCACACUUACAAUGUGCAAACAGAAUAAAGUCCACACCAAUGAUGGCGCUUCACAAGGGCCAGUUUCACAAAGCUGUAAACAAUUAUGAGCCAAAUCAGCUGGGAGAAAAAAAAUCAUUCAGAAAAUGUGAAUGACAAUUGGGAAUUGUUUAAGGACACUGUAGUAGAAAGAAAGAGCCUGAAGCAAGGGCCUGGUGCAAGGCCUGAGGCCUGAACCAAAGUCAGCAGAAGUUAUGCUAUGAGCAACAGUCAGGCCCUGUCAAAGCAGAUGCUUGCCUGCAAGCCAGUGUCUGGGACACAAACUCGAUGCCGGUAUUGCUAAAACACACAGAAUAUGCAAACACAGGCCAGCACAAGAACACCCCAACCUAGCACACAAUAAAAUGGUUUGACAAUGGUGA